CUUUGUUAUCUCUCCCCACGAAUACGGUGUCGUUCAGCCAGCGUCGUAUCGAAGGAUAUCGGGGGCAGGAUGUAGAGUCUUAAAGGUGGCGGUCGCUCGCCAGUCAUGUCAGGCUCAAGCGACUGUCGAAGUUCCCAUCCAUUGCAUUGAGCUCGCCCAGGAUGACCACCACCGACGUGAAGCAGGCCGACCAGGCCAAUGUCGAGCAGGAUAUGGCUGUGGGCUCAAAUUACGUCCCGGACUUGAAUGACAAGGCUAUGGAGAGGCGCAUUGUACGCAAGAUUGACAUGCGCAUUCUUCCAUUUAUCUGUAUCUCAUAUCUUAUCAAUUUCCUGGAUCGUGUCAAUUUAGGCAAUGCCCGUACAUUGAACAACAACUCCCCGGCAAGCAAUAUCGUGAAUGAACUUGACCUUACCGGCAACCGCUACAAUAUCGCUGUCGCCGUCUUCUUCGUACCAUAUGUUAUCUUCGAGGCCCCGAGCAACUUCGCCAUGAAGUACUUCUCGCCAUCAGUGUGGAUCGGUCGCAUUAUGAUCAGCUGGGGUAUCAUCACGAUCUGCACAUGCGCUGUCAAGAGCUUUGGCGGCCUGUUGGCUAUCCGGUUUUUUCUUGGUGUUGCAGAAGCUGGCUUCUUUCCCGGUGUGGUCAUGUACCUUUGCUACUGGUAUAAGCCUUCCGAGCGGGCGACUCGUCUUGCCAUUUUCGCUGGUUCCGUCGCAGUUGCUGGAGCGUUCAGUGGACUUUUGGCGACUGGCAUUUCCUUCCUGAAUGGCAAGGCCGGCCUUGCAGGUUGGCAAUGGCUUUUUGUCAUCACCGGUAUUCCCGCAGUUCUGUGGGGCGCUGUCGUGUGGAUUUGGAUGCCCAACUAUCCCCAAGACGCCAAAUUCUUCACCGAAGAGGAGCGGGCUUUUGCUAUCGCCCGCAUGGGACCUUUCGCGCCCAACAAGGAAGACAAAACCUUUAACGCGAAGAUUGCCAAGCAGACGCUCCUGGAUCCUUUGUUCUGGGUGUACGCAAUCAGCUACUUCUUCAUGGUCAACAGUCUGAACGCCUUCUCUUACUUCUCACCCACUAUCAUUGCCAAUCUCGGAUUCACGGGCUACACUGGGCAGCUGCUGACUGUGCCACCUAACGUCUUCGCUCUACUCAUCAUCUUGGGCAACUGUAUCCACUCCGAUUAUUCCAAGGAACGCAUUCGUCACGCUCUCGCUGGCCUGACUCUUGUCGGCACUGGAUAUCUGAUCUUGGCUGUGGUGAAGAACUGGAUUGGUCGCUAUGUUGCCGUCUUUUUGAUCGCUUGCACCAACUCAGCGGUUAUGCCAUUCCUUGCCCAUCGUACCGCAACAGUAUCCGGUUCAACAGCGACUGCAUUGGCCACUGGUGUGACUAUCGCCAUUUCCAAUUGCGGUGGUAUCAGUGCUCCUUUCCUCUUUCCCAAGACCGACGGACCAAACUACCCCAUGGGCAACUGGACCGUGUUCGCUAUGCUGGUUGUUACUUUCAUCGGUACCAUCUACCUUGGCUUCAGACUCGGAACAAGUGCCGAGUACCGCGACUUUGCGCCUGGUGCAGCGGAGCAAUUGGCAGCGAGGACCAGCAUCGAGGGCAAGAAUCCGGACGAGGCGAGGGAUUCUCGUGAGUUCCCAUCUGCUAUAACAAAGGAUGGCGACUCUGUCAAGGGCUGAGCAGCCGAUUUGAACACAACGAUAGAAUGAUAGACAAGAGCAUUCGACUUUCCAUUAGGUAUUAUCAUGAUAGACUUCUCGAUUUUGAGCCGAGAGCAGCCGCCCCACUUUUGCAAAGCGAUACACCGCACGAACUGGGGUCCGAUUGGCCUGGACCGCACUCCUGUGGACUAUGAUUCCGCCAGCCUCGUGGUGCUGGGCAACCUUCAUGACCACUGCUAAUAACUUCACGACUAUCCUCGUCUCUUCAAUGUGG
Molecule: messenger RNA, 1941 nt
Organism: Didymella exigua CBS 183.55
Lineage: Eukaryota; Fungi; Ascomycota; Dothideomycetes; Pleosporales; Didymellaceae
Product: MFS general substrate transporter
Exons: 3
Coding region: 162-1685 (507 amino acids)
Biological process (GO): transmembrane transport
Cellular component (GO): membrane
Molecular function (GO): transmembrane transporter activity
Source: RefSeq, a predicted model, not a curated record